AUGUCAAAAGCUGGUAUAGUUCACCAUAAAAAAUAUGUUCCAACCCCAGUAUCUCAUCAAAACGUUCAUCACAGUGCAUCAUCAAAUGAAAAUAGUUAUACUAUUUCAAAUACAUCGGUUUCACCUAUAAUGUCAGAAUCGCCACCGCCUCGUAUUGAACAGAAGUCAACAACAACAAAUAAAUAUAGAAAAUCAAAUUUGAAGAGUACAUCCAAUACUACAAAAUGGUCAACGACAAAAAAGGUCAUUGUUGGCAUUGUCAUAGCUGUUAUUGUGAUUGCUGUUAUUGCUACAGUAAUUGCUUUGGCUGUUGUGUUGUCACGAAAAUCGGAUACGACUGCUACUACUACCUCUGUUACUAUUGCAUAUUGGUCUCUUGAUUCUGUAACAACAGAUCUCUACAAUGUUUAUAAUGGAACGUUGGUGAAUAGUGCAUCAUACUUUACAAAUACAACUAAUCAGCCAUAUGUGGGUAAUGGUGGAGGUCUUAGUUUAACUUCAUCAUCAAGUCAAUAUUUUUCUGUUUCAAGUCCUUUUCUUGAUCUUACUUAUAAAAGUUUUACAAUUGAAGCUUGGAUUUAUCCAUCAAUCAGUAGUAGCGUAGAUUAUGGUAUCUUUGGUCAAUGUCAAUGUUCGUCAUGUUCUAAUCAAUGCUUAUAUAUUAUUAUUCGAUCAUAUCGUUUAUAUGUGAGCUUCAUGAGUAAUGAUUUAAGUGGUAAUGCAACAUUGACAAGUAAUACUUGGUAUCAUAUUGCUUUCGUUUAUAAUAAUGAUACAAAACAACAAAGGUUAUUUGUUAAUGGAUAUCGAGAUGCAACUAAAACUGAUGCAAGUCCAUACCAAGGAACCAAUGGAUCAAUUUGGAUUGGUGCAUCUCGAGUUUAUCUCACAACGAGUUAUUAUAAUGGUUAUAUUGAUAAUUUUAAAAUAACAACGAGAGCAAAAUCUUCUACAGAAAUUUUGAAUGCUGCUACCUUAACAGCUUAUUUUUCAUUUGACGUAUCAUCAGGUAUUACUUAUGAUAGUGGUCCACUUGGAUUGAAUGGAACAUCAGUAAAUACAGCAACGCUCAGUGGACAUCUUAAUGAAGCUAUGCGUUUUUCUGGUUCAUCAUCUUAUUUUUAUGCAUACGGUUUUUAUCAAAUUGGGUAUGGUGUUUCUUACGCCCAACCAUUUUCAGUUUCUUUAUGGAUUAAUCCAUCAUCCGCUAGCGCUUGUACUAUAGUUCAAACAGCUUAUACACUAUCUACUUAUACAUGUCAUAACUUACUUGGCUUCUAUUCAACUCUUGGUUUAACAGCACAAAUUAUAGUACAAGGCUGGGCUUGGCCAGUCAUCUAUGGUCCUUUUGCUACGUUGAACACAUGGACACACAUUUCAGUGACAUACAGUCAAACAAAUGGACUUCGAUUAUAUGUGAAUGGAGUGUAUUAUGGUACUACUGGUACCUUCUCAUUUUCUAAUACUAAUCGUAUAAUGUAUUUCCAACUGGGAUAUGUGAAUAUUUGUUCAUCAAAUUAUAUUACUAGUGCUGGGUAUCAAGGCUUAAUCGAUGAAGUAUAUGUACAUAGUCGUGAGAUAUCUCAAAGUGAGGUUACUACACUAGCAAGUUUAUAA
This is a messenger RNA of Rotaria sordida, 1617 nucleotides long. The record is from the annotation of a GenBank genome assembly. NCBI's taxonomy places the organism in Eukaryota, Metazoa, Rotifera, Eurotatoria, Philodinida, Philodinidae.